AUGAAAGAGAAGCUAACUACGUCUCUAGUGUUAGUGUUGCCAAAACUAGUAGAGCAAUACAAAGUUUACUGUGAUGCUUCCUAUCAGGGUUUGGGUUGUGUUCUAAUGCAGAACAAACAAGUAGUGGCCUAUGCCUUAAGGCAAUUGAGGGUGCAUGAAAAGAAUCAUCCCUCUCAUGACUUGGAGUUAGCUGCAAUUGUCUUUGCAUUUAAAAUUUGGAGACAUUAUCUAUAUGGGUGGAAAUCAAACAUGGUGGUUGAUGUCCUGUGCAAGAAGCGAGUUCAUCUCUCAUUUGUAACAAUGAAGGGGUUGGAGUUGUUCGAGAAGUUUCGUGACUUGGAUCUUAAUUUGGAUUGUCCAUUGGGGAAACUACAAUGUGGAAUGAACAUUAUAGAUAAUGAAUUGAUGAAUGUGAUUAAAGUUCUCCAAGUUACAGACGUAUCGACUCAAGAAAAAAGGAAGUUGACCGAGGUCCGCAAGACACCUUAA
Messenger RNA from Cicer arietinum (chickpea), 489 nucleotides. The record is from RefSeq and is a predicted model, not a curated record. NCBI's taxonomy places the organism in Eukaryota, Viridiplantae, Streptophyta, Magnoliopsida, Fabales, Fabaceae.